Messenger RNA from Aplysia californica (California sea hare), 1197 nucleotides. RefSeq names its product mucin-5AC. Lineage: Eukaryota; Metazoa; Mollusca; Gastropoda; Aplysiida; Aplysiidae. The record is from RefSeq and is a predicted model, not a curated record.
UCAAAGGGCGCGCUCGUCCUCGCUACACACAGCGGAUAUAAUCAGGAUUUGUCCCUGGGUUCUGCCACUGCCGCGGCGCCUCACGACAGUUGUUACCUGAGCCCGCUGUUUACUGCACGGGAUUCGUCAUGGAGUAUUGAACUUACUCGUGCCGAUCACUUGUAUCAAAGACCGGCGCUUGUUCUCUACACAGAGAGGAAUACGGAUAGAAAGAGUGGCCGAGAAGGAGGAAGAGAAGCUUAAAAACUAUGGAUCAAGGAAUUAACGAUUCAGCGGAGUCGGUGACGACCGGCGGACCAAACAGAAACAGCGAGCCGAGCGGUGGAGGGGAUCAAGAACCUGAGGUAAUUGGGACUAGUGAGGGGAGCCAGGUAGAACGAGGCGCGGUCUUCUCCAACGGUUUAGGUCUCACAGCCGGGCCUGAGUGUGCUUCAUCUGGUGCUGUGGACGGUUUGGGCUUUAGUAACAUUGGUGACUUGAUAGGUCAAACGCCUGGACAGAAGGAUUUUCUCUCUCGGAAUCAACAGUUUGUUCCUGAAGGAGGGCAAGAAACUGUGUGUGAAACGAACAAAGUGUGUAGUGAAAACAGUGAUGACGAUAGCAGUCUUAGAGGAUUUACUCACAGGGUUUCCAGUUUUGUAACAAACAGUGAAGUACUUCCGAAAAUUGUGACGUCCUCUCAAAAUGUUGUACCUCCUCAGAUACACCGAACAUCAACCGCACCUCUGUCCACUUCAUCAUCAGCACAAGUAGCAUCAGCAACCACUUCGACAACAAACACUUCAGCACUCCCCACUCUGAAUCUCAACUUGACUCUCCCUCCCGUUCGAGCGACCAUCACGCAGGGAUUCGGCGUCAAAAUGGUGGCCACCUCCUCCUCCCAACAACUCAUCUACCGCAGCGUCCCCCCACGCCCCCUCAGCUACACACUCACAGACGUCCUUGAGGUGAGAGGACCUCGUGGGGGAAAGCUCAGGUCGAAGACGGCGCCAGUGUCCACCAACGCCCCUGAGGAGUAUGCCCAGAGGUUCAAAUCCCGGCCCACGACCAGGCCCCGAGUCAUUGAGUUUGACGGGUCGGCCGUGAGCUCCAAGUCUCAGAGAGCCAUGCAGAACACCAGCACGGGCUUCCCGACAGCCAGAGCCAGGAUAUACAUCGGACACCCCAAGACAAAGUCGCCAGUGGACAGCCCUGACG